GAAUCUUUCUCAAGUCUUCUUUCUAGAGGAUCACUGGAACAGCUCAGUGUAGAGGAAAUGCAUGCCGAAAUCUGUUAUGCCGAGUGUCUCCUGCAGAAAGCAGCACUCACGUUUGUGCAGGAUGAAAAUAUGAUCAACUUCAUCAAAGGUGGACUCAAAAUUAGAACAAGUUACCAAAUAUAUAAAGAAUGUCUUUCAAUCUUGCAUGAAAUUGAGAAGAACAAACUUGAGCAGAAAUUCUUCUAUGAGUUUGAAGGGGGUGUCAAGCUUGGCAUUGGGGCCUUUAAUUUGAUGCUGUCCCUUUUACCAGCAAGGAUAAUCAGACUACUAGAAUUUAUUGGAUUUUCUGGAAACAGGGAGUUGGGCCUCCUGCAGUUACGGGAAGGUGCGUCAGGGAAAAGCAUGAGGUCUCCACUGUGCUGCUUAACCAUCCUAGCUUUUCAUACUUACAUCUCCCUGAUACUCGGUACAGGAGAAGUGAAUGUGGUGGAAGCAGAGAGCCUCCUCGCACCCUUCCUACAGCAGUUUCCAAAUGGCUCACUCAUGCUGUUUUAUCACGCCCGAAUAGAGCUGCUAAAAGGGAAUAUUGAAGAGGCACAAGAGAUAUUUCGAAAAUGCAUUUCAGUUCAAGAAGAAUGGAAACAGUUUCACCAUCUCUGUUACUGGGAGCUAAUGUGGAUUAAUGUAUUCCAACAAAACUGGAUGCAGGCGUAUUACUAUUCAGAUCUGCUUUGCAAAGAGAGUAAAUGGUCCAAGGCAACUUAUGUGUUUUUGAAAGCUGCAAUUUUGAGUAUGCUUCCAGAGGAGGAUGUAUUAGCAACUAAUGAGAAUGUGGUAACUUUAUUCAGACAGGUGGACGGCUUGAAGCAGAGGAUUGCUGGUAAAUCUCUCCCUACGGAGAAGUUUGCUGUGAGGAAGGCUCGACGCUACUCUGCCUCCUUGCCUGUACCUGUGAAGCUUGUCUUGCCUGCCCUGGAAAUGAUGUAUGUCUGGAAUGGUUUUUCAAUAGUGAGCAAAAGAAAAGACCUUUCUGAAAAUCUGUUGGUAACUGUUGAAAAGGCUGAGGCUGCUUUACAAAAUGAAAACUUUCAUGACUUCUCUGUGGAUGAUGAGUGCUUAGUAAAGUUACUUAAAGGAUGCUGCCUCAAGAGCUUACAGCGGCCCUUGCAAGCCGAACUGUGUUUUAAUCAUGUUGUAGAAAGUGAAAAACUACUGAGGUAUGAUCACUACCUAGUGCCAUUCACUCUGUUCGAGUUGGCAUUUUUGUAUAAAAGCCAAGGGGAAAUUGACAAAGCUAUAAAGGCCCUAGAAACUGCAAGGAACAACUACAAAGAUUACUCCUUGGAGUCCAGACUACACUUCAGAAUUCAGGCAGCUCUUCACCUCUGGAAAAAGCCUUCCUCAGAUUGAGCAGAACAUGAAGGAUGGAAUUUUUCCCUGAGUUAGCAUCGGCAUCUGCUGUAUAUUAGGCCUUAUAUUCAAGUGGAAAAAUGAUCUUGUGAAUAAGAG
Propithecus coquereli (Coquerel's sifaka) is the source of this 1509-nucleotide messenger RNA. It is a transcript of the gene TTC39B, whose product is annotated as tetratricopeptide repeat domain 39B. Gene Ontology annotation, molecular function: protein binding. The transcript is spliced from 15 exons. NCBI's taxonomy places the organism in Eukaryota, Metazoa, Chordata, Mammalia, Primates, Indriidae. Gene Ontology annotation, biological process: negative regulation of cholesterol storage; regulation of cholesterol metabolic process; regulation of cholesterol efflux. The record is from RefSeq and is a predicted model, not a curated record. The coding region runs from base 58 to 1410 and encodes 450 amino acids.